Messenger RNA from Rhizoctonia solani, 1818 nucleotides. RefSeq names its product Multicopper oxidase. The record is from RefSeq and is a predicted model, not a curated record. Gene Ontology annotation, molecular function: oxidoreductase activity; copper ion binding. Bases 1 to 1818 code for a protein of 605 amino acids. The transcript has 21 exons. NCBI's taxonomy places the organism in Eukaryota, Fungi, Basidiomycota, Agaricomycetes, Cantharellales, Ceratobasidiaceae.
AUGAGGUUUAGCACUCCAUUGUUGGCAGCGGCGGUCAUGACCACAAAGGUCCAUGCCGCUCUGAGACAGUACACUCUGGUCGUCACCCACUCGAACAUCGCUCCCGAUGGCGUCUCUCGCAGCGCCUGGCUGGUAAACGGCACAACACCUGGGCCUACGAUCGUCGCCGACGAGGGUGACCAGCUUAGUAUCAACGUCAUAAACAAGGGCGACGAGCCUAUCACUAUCCACUGGCACGGAAUCGAACAGCUCGGAACCCCCUGGUCCGAUGGAGUCCCCGGAGUCACCCAGUACCCCAUUCCUGUCGGCAAAUCAUUCAUGUACAACUGGACGGCAACUCAGAUGGGCUACCAUUGGUACCACUCUCACCAGCACCUGCAAGUUGAUGACGGUCUACGUGGUGACAUCUACCUUCGUCCCAAGCCUGGUCGCCAGAACCCUUUCAGCCUCAUUUCGAGCAACUCUGCGGAUAUUGCUGCCAUGAAGGCCGCCGAGCAAAACCCCCAUAAGCUGUUUAUAUACGACUGGAAACAUAAGACCGCAGACGAGUAUAUGAACGAAUGGAAGCGCACUAUGGUCGAACCUUUGUGUUUGGAUGACAUCCUGAUCAACGGAAAGGGACAGGUCGUAUGUCCUAGUCGUCAGAUCUUGGAUCCGGUGGUCAACCCAACUGUCGGAAAGGCAACGGAUAAAGGCUGUGCAUUCCCGAACAAUACCAAGGUGUUCCCCUACGGAGGAGACCCGAACUCCGUCAAGCCCGAGAUCUUCUACCAAUGCAAGAACACAACCACAGAGCUCGAAGUGUUCCAGGUCAACCCUGCGUCAAAAUGGGCCGCGUUCAACGUUGUCAACGCUGCUAGCAUCUGGGACCUGCGCGUGUCGAUCGAUAACCAUACCUUGUACACGUUUGCCGCCGAUGGAUCCUACAUUCGGCCAAUCCAAUCAGAGUUUAUUGGUAUCCCAAUCGGAGAGCGUUUCCAGUUUUUCAUCAAGCUCGACAAGCCUGUGGGGGAUUACACUGUUCGGGUUGCCGCCUCUGUGCUCCCUCAGCGCCUGAGUGGAUUCGCGGUUCUCCAAUACAACACCAAAGCACCCAUCAAGCGCGAUCUGCUCGACCCACCCACUAAAGUCAAGCGUGCCGUCACCACUACUCCGGCCCCCAAGAACCCCUACAUCGAUUAUGCCGGCCAAGCUAUCGGGUCGGCUCGGGAGCUCGACACCGUUGACAUUAAGCCAUUCCCGGCCAACCCUCCGCCGAAGCCGUCUCCUGAUCAGAUUGUCACGAUUCGUCUUAACGCCGAGCGUACCUCGGAGCUUGGGUGGUUCUUGAACAACAGGACUUGGACGGAAUUGCCCGAUUCAGCGACACCCCUUUUGUUUGACUACAACCAAGCGAGCGCAAUCGAUUCUCACCUCAAGUUCACGUCCUUAAAGGGGCAAUACGUUGAUGUGAUUAUGGUCGUUACUAGCGGCAAUCCGUCAAUCCAUCCCCCUCACCCUAUUCACAAGCACGGUGUAAAGGCCUGGUUCCUAGGAUGGGGCUCUGGGGCAUUCCCCUAUAACACAGUAGCUGAAGCUCAGGCUGCAGGACUUCCGGGACUGAACUUGGUCGACCCGCAGUAUCGUGACACAUUCGUCACUCCUCCUGGACUGGGCGGCCAAAACUGGAUUGCCUUCCGCUUCCAGUCUACCGACCCAGGCCCAAUGUUCAUGCAUUGUCACAUUGACCCGCACUUGGCAGUUGGCAUGGCGGUGGUACUCUUGGAGGGGAUUGACCAAUGGCCAAAGACGCCAAGCUACUACACUUCUCAGCACUAA